Molecule: messenger RNA, 573 nt
Organism: Vespa velutina
Lineage: Eukaryota; Metazoa; Arthropoda; Insecta; Hymenoptera; Vespidae
Gene: RpL31
Product: 60S ribosomal protein L31
Exons: 3
Coding region: 169-540 (123 amino acids)
Biological process (GO): cytoplasmic translation
Cellular component (GO): cytosolic large ribosomal subunit; ribosome
Molecular function (GO): structural constituent of ribosome
Source: RefSeq, a predicted model, not a curated record
AUUUAAUAAAUAAUCAGUCACCGAUGUCAAGAAUUGACAUUGAUCAAACUAGUAACAAUUUUACGAACAACGUGUUUAGCUCUUUUAUAUGGAACCUUCAAUCGGAGGAGGAACCUAAACUUUCUGUCGAAUAAAAUCCGAGAACAUCUGAUUGUAAAUUGGUUAAAGAUGGCUAAAUCUUCUGAAAAGAAAGGAAAGAGUGCAAUUAAUGAAGUGGUAACUCGUGAAUAUACUGUACAUCUUCAUAAACGUCUUCAUGGAGUUGGAUUUAAGAAACGUGCACCUAGAGCAAUUAAAGAAAUUCGAAAAUUUGCUGAAAAACAAAUGGGUACACCUGACGUAAGGAUUGACACUCGUCUCAACAAACAAUUAUGGUCUAAAGGAAUAAGGAAUGUUCCUUUCAGAGUUCGUGUUCGAUUAAGUAGAAGAAGGAAUGACGAUGAGGACUCAGCAAAUAAAUUAUAUACACUUGUAACAUAUAUUCCUGUAGCCUCCUUCAAAGGCCUUCAAACAGAAAAUGUAGAUGCAAGUCAAGAUUAAUACCUUUAUAUUCAAUAAAUAAAUUGAAACAUU